Messenger RNA from Parascedosporium putredinis, 684 nucleotides. NCBI's taxonomy places the organism in Eukaryota, Fungi, Ascomycota, Sordariomycetes, Microascales, Microascaceae. The record is from the annotation of a GenBank genome assembly.
AUGGCGGGCAAACCAAUUUUCGUCCUUCCGGGCGACGAGAUUGACGAGUCCCUCAUACCCACGCACCCGAAGCAUCCUCCGCAUCGGCCCUGGCCUCCGCCACGUUCCUCCAAGCGAUCUCUGUGGGUUGAGAGGAGCACCGGACGGUACCUCCCUGCCGUUGGCGAUCUAGUCAUCGGCACCGUAACCCGCUCUACCGCCGACUUUUACUACGUCGCCCUCUCCGACUACGCAGCAACUGCUACGCUUCCUCAGUUGUCUUUUGAAAUGGCGACCAAAAAGACGAAACCAAACCUGAGCUCCGGCGCCCUCGUGUACGCGCGCGUCACUCUUGCCAACAAGCACAUGGAUCCCGAACUCGAGUGCGUCUCACAGUCAACUGGCAAGGCGGAUGGCCUAGGGCCCCUCGUUGGCGGCAUGGUGUUCAGGGUUUCAUUAGGCUUCGCGAGGCGGCUCCUCAUGCCCAAGGCUGUCGCCGAGGGCAAAGUUGUGGUGCUGGAGGAGCUGGGCUCUGCUGGUUUGGCAUUUGAAACGGCCGUGGGCAGGAACGGCAAGGUGUGGAUCAACAGCGAGAGCGUCGCCACCGUAAUCUUGGCCGGCAAAGCUUUGGAAGAGACAGAUCAAAAGAACCUUACAGUAGACCAACAAAAGAAGCUUGUGCGUAAGCUUAUAAAUACAAAAUGA